GGAGGUUGGCCGCCUCGUUUGCCUCCAGGAAGUCCGAGAAGGAGAAACAUUGACUCUAGCAACGGCAGCCGCACCGAGGUGAACUAGUCGCCUAUCAGCAACAGGUCGCCGAGCCGAAAGCGACAGGCAUGGCGAGCCUCAAGCAGCAGCGCAACGCCAAGAACACCUCUGGAGAUAUCCAUGUGGACUGCAGGAAUGAGUUCCAAUUCAAAGAUGGACAGCAAAACUUCACAGAAGCAGAUGCCAUUGAUAACAGAAUCCAGCUCUUUGAUCCAGCAAUGGAGUACAAAAUGAGCCACAAGAGAAGAGGAAUUGCUCUGAUCUUCAAUCAUGAGAGGUUUUUUUGGCACUUAACAUUACCAGACAGACGUGGUACUUCUGCUGACAGAGAAAACCUGAAACGCAUUUUGACUGAGCUUGGAUUUGAAGUGAAGUGCUUUGAUGACCUUAAAGCAGAAGAAGUGUUACAAAACAUUUACAAUGUGGCCACAGAGCAGCAUGACGAUGCAGACUGCUUUGUGUGUGCUUUCUUGAGCCAUGGAGAAGAUGAUCAUGUUUACGCCUAUGAUGCUAAAAUAAAGAUACAGUCAUUGACCAGCAUGUUUAAAGGAGACAAAUGCCCGAGUCUUGUAGGGAAGCCAAAAAUCUUUAUAAUUCAGGCGUGCCGAGGAGAUAAGCAUGAUGACCCAGUCCUCUUUCAUGAUACAGUGGACAGCAAAAAAGAGUCAGAAAUAAAUGAGAUCACGGUGGAUGCCGCUGCGGUGUAUACAUUACCUGCUGGCGCUGACUUUCUCAUGUGUUACUCUGUAGCAGAAGGGUACUAUUCUCACCGUGAGACAGUAAAUGGUUCUUGGUAUAUUCAAGAUCUCUGUGAGAUGCUAAGAAAGCAUGGCUGUUCCCUGGAGUUUACAGAGCUACUGACAUUGGUUAACAGAAAGGUGUCUCACCGCAGAGUGGAUGUAUGCAGAGAUCCACUUGCUCUGGGAAAAAAGCAGGUUCCUUGCUUUGCAUCAAUGUUAACUAAGAAGCUGCAUUUCCGCCCAAAGUCUAAGUAGCACAGGACAGAAGUAACAGAUCCACUUUUGUGUUUGCUGUAGAGGACGUAUCAAACCAAACUCACCACAUACUUGAAAUACUAGAUAGAGAGAAUUAGAGCGCAAUUCUGUACCCAUUUACCUGGGAGCAAGUAGACAUGUAUAGGACUGUGUUGUAAAAUGUACACUGUUUGAUUUACUUGAUAUCACACCAGCAUUGACAUUUUGUUCAACAGGCAGCACCAUAUAAUGUGGCUGCCUGCAACUCUUCAUACUUGGAGGUGUCAUGGGCAUUCCAUUGAGGGCUUCUACCAGCUAAGAUUUUUGCCUUGGAUCAUGAGGACACAGCUGAGGUGCUGCCAGAUUAUAUGGUGUUGUGGCAGAACCUCACUUCUCUCUUUGAACCUUGCAGCUGCAGCCAGUGCAGAAAGAACCAGGCUGGAUGCGAGGGUAGAGGAAGGACAUUCCAAAGAAAGAAUCCCACCUCUGACCUUGCAGUACAAUUCUGGGGUUGGAGUUGCGGGUGACGCCUCCCUAUGGCAGUCUAGAUGACAUGUAGCACUGCAAGACUGCAUCCUCAAAUCAGGUGUAACGUUAUGAAAUGGAAAGACUCAUGCAGUAAAAUGACAGCCAGCAAGAACGGUUUUCCUAUCCAUUUCGAAAGGUUUCAAAAUUCGGAACUCAACAGCACGGCACGUAGAAAUUCCAAAUAAAUAUUUUACACUGGCUGUGUAUGAAAUUAAUUAAUUUCAAAAUUUCAAAAUUAAUUUGAAAUUAAUUUCAAAAUAAAUAUGAAAUUUAACAUUCCAGGAUUAACUACUUUUUGAUGUACUGUAUUUGAAAUUGAUUAGAAGUCAACAUUACACUAGCCUCAGGGAGUUUUAGAAAAUAAAAGUCAGUGCUGACAUUUCAGUAAUAAGGGUAGAAGGGUAGAACUGAUCGUAUUUUUGCUGUUUGUUUACACUAAGUUACUCUUUAUAGCACAUUUUGUAAGUGAAAUUUGGUGCUUUUAAAUGGUUUUGAUAGUUCUGCUUAUACAUUUGCAAUAAUCUUCAGGGAUCACUACCUUAAUCCUUUCUGCUGGAUUGACCUCCCUGCCUCUUUUUGCCCAGUAUCACCUGAAUACUAUUAAGACUGAGUGGUGCAACCCUCACUGACAUUGCUCCAGUGAAUUGUUCAGGCUGGUUUGAUUAUUGCAGGCAACACCAGCCAUUUCUACACAGAUUGGGGAAUGCAGUAUCCAGGCUACCAAGCUGUGCUUGAAGUUUCUGAGGUCCUGAUAGUUCAACCUGAUGCUGAAGGAAAGCAUGUCAGUGCAGACGGGUUCUCUCGUGAGUCUUGUACAAGACAUUUUGUAUACUGUUUGUCCACUAAUCAUUUCAGCCUGGAAAAAAUGUCCAUGCAUGUGUAUGUUAAAUAUUUUGCAAGACAUGUUUUUCUUUUUGUAUAAAACCUUGAUCAGAAAAAUCAAACCAAACAAUUAUGUAUUUUUAUUUACCUUAUUAUGAAAAUUACAUUCAAAUAGAGGAGCCAUAGAAUAAAAAAAAAUAAACAGUUAAAAA
Molecule: messenger RNA, 2596 nt
Organism: Varanus komodoensis (Komodo dragon)
Lineage: Eukaryota; Metazoa; Chordata; Lepidosauria; Squamata; Varanidae
Gene: CASP6
Product: caspase 6
Exons: 8
Coding region: 129-1055 (308 amino acids)
Biological process (GO): proteolysis; apoptotic process
Cellular component (GO): cytoplasm
Source: RefSeq, a predicted model, not a curated record